CUCAGCCAAGCCAACAAACAGUUGUUUCGUAAAUCCAGAGCUGAGUGGACUAUGUGAAUUCAUGAGCUCCAAAUCGAAAUCGACAUGGAAGCUGUUAUUCGAAAAUAUAUAUUGUUUCUCUGUACGCUGUUCAUAGUCUUAGAAACCAGAGGUGAGUAUCUUCAGUGCAGAACACCAUUUGGAGCCAUCGGAAAAUGCAAGCCAAUUUCAUAUUGUGAGAGCAUACAUACACUUGCUUUAAAAGCGCCAUUAACACAGAAAGAUAUUAAUUUACUGAUAAGAAGUAAAUGUGGCGAGAUCAACAAAAAUAUUUUAGUAUGCUGCCCUAUGCAGAGUGAUUAUUUGCCCGAAGUAACACAAAAACCUGCAGAAAAAGUUUUGGAAAUCUGCGCGACGCCAUUUGGAGGAAAUGGGCAUUGUAUAAAUAAAAAAGACUGUCCAAUUUUCAAUAUGUUAAAAUUUACUGAAAAAGAAGAAAGGUUGUUAAUUAAUAGCAAAUGUGGAGGGAUAAACAGCGGAAAUAUCUGCUGCCCUCAGCAAAUUCCCGCACGAACAACACCAACACUAAUAAAGCCAUUAAGGAAUAAUUCUACAGUGGAGACUUGUAAAACCCCCCGUGGAGAAAACGGAUAUUGCGAGAAUAUAUAUAAUUGUCCUACCUUAUUUAAUAUUCUUUCAAAGCAAGAAUUUGCAGCCAACGAUCGGACAUUUUUAAUCAAAAGUAUAUGUGGAAAUAGUGAAAAGUUUUGUUGCCCGGAACAAAGUGUUACACAACCAAAUUCACUCAAGCCGUCAAGUGACGCUGUUGACCCACAACUGAAGAAGUGUCAGACCCCCGCUGGUAAACAGGGCGAUUGUAAGCCAAUUAGAGAAUGUCCUCCAUUGUUCAGCUUGCUUGCGAGAUAUACAGAAAUGGACCAAAUUCAAUUAACUAAAAGUAAAUGUGGUGGAAAUGAAGGUGUAUGUUGUCCCACGGAGACUUCACCUCCGCAGCCGCCGUACAAGACAUUAACACGAACAUUAGUCUUCCCCGAGAGUCAGUGCCAAACUACAAACGGAUUGUCUGGAAUAUGUAAAUUUAGAAAAGACUGCGGUCUUAUUAAUACACGGAUUAGCGAUAAUUCUCGAGAAAAUAACGAUUGUGGCUCUGUUAAUGGAGAGUUGCAGAUAUGUUGUCCGGUAAAAAUGAUAGGAAAUGACUUGCAAUUCCCAAUCCCAGCAACGACGACAACAAGCGUGCCAAUAACGACACCACCUACGAGAAUACCCACCUUUCCAGAAAACUUUUGCAAAACUCCAUUACAAGAAAAUGGAACCUGUGUAUCCAUCAUGGAAUGCGACUCAUUACGAAGGCUCGAAACAAAGCAGCCAAGGACAUAUAUGGAAAAUAUGUAUUUGGAAAAAAGUAUCUGUGCAAACUAUGCGGAACGAAAGGUGUGUUGCCCAAUUUCCGAAGCCAGACAAAGAACAACUACGACGUCAACACAACGACCAACACCAGCGAUCCCAAUAACAAAUAGACCAACAACCGCUGCAGAGCCAAAAAGUACACCACCAACCCCAGAAGGUGGCGGACAAUGGAUAAACGAUCCGAAAUGCGGACGAAUUGCACCGGAGAAUAGAAUUUAUGGUGGACGCAUUGCCAGUAUAGACGAAUUUCCCUGGACAGCAAGGCUGAUAUACAUUAGCAACGACAAUGACGUAGAUUAUUCUUGCGGAGGCUCACUGAUCAACAAAGAUUUCGUGCUUACUGCCGCGCAUUGUGUACACAAAUCCAAUGUGGAAUCGAAAUGGUUUUUUAAAGGUGUCCGUUUGGGCGAAUGGAAUACUACAACAGAUGUGGAUUGUGAUAUUGAUUGCGCACCGCCUCAUAGCGAUAUAGACUGUCCGGAAAUAAUUAUUCAUGAUAAAUAUAAUCCCAACACUUAUAAAAACGACAUAGCCUUGUUGCGUUUGGAGAAGAGUGUCUCUCCAACAAAAUUUAUUCAACCAGUUUGUCUCCCAUCGAAGAGCAGUCAAACAAGAAAUUACCAGAAUGAAGAAGUGGAGGUUGCUGGUUGGGGAAAAACUGAAACUAGUGAACAUAGCGAGGUGAAAAUGAAAGCAACUUUAAGAGUGUUGAAUUCCACCAUAUGCGAUACGAAGUUUAGAAGAAGUGUAAACGUAAUAUGCGCACAAGGUGACAAGGGAUCAGACAGUUGUGGUGGCGAUUCCGGUGGACCUCUCAUGUACAAGGAUAAGAAAAACCUUAAAAUUUAUUUAAUUGGCGUAGUUUCAUCCGGCACUGGUGAGAAGUGCGGUGCAGCCAACACAAUCGGUGUUUAUACGAACGUCUCUGCUCAUAUGGACUGGAUAGUAAAAAAGACCGCUUAGCAACAUUUCCUGCGUUUUGUAGUUGAAGCUUGUCAACAGAAAUUUUUAGACUACUAUCAUAUCUACUCAUUAUUAUUGGAAGCUUCUUGGUCUCGUUUUCGGUUAAGACAUAUUUUUGGAACUUGCAUUGAGACUUAUUUUUUGGUUUUCAAUUAAAAAUAAAGCUAAAACAAUAUUAAAAAAAAAAUUGAAAUGAGUUUUAUAAGGCCUGUGCAUUUACGCAUUGGUCGUUUCACAUGAAAUGUCGCUGCUGUAAGUGAAAGUGUAAGCGGAGACCCGAAUGUGUCUAGUACUCGACGUUCUCAAGGGAUGAGACUUUCUUAAGGAACAUAAUGGUGAAUUUUCCACUUGGACUUACACCUACGUCUAUAUAAAGUCCACACCACAACUGAGAUCAGUUGAUCAUUCACAAGGUCGUACAUACGUCGAUUGGGUGCUCGAAAAAAAAAACAG
This is a messenger RNA of Ceratitis capitata (Mediterranean fruit fly), 2826 nucleotides long. Its product is annotated as clotting factor B. The record is from RefSeq and is a predicted model, not a curated record. The coding region runs from base 85 to 2373 and encodes 762 amino acids. Gene Ontology annotation, molecular function: serine-type endopeptidase activity. Gene Ontology annotation, biological process: proteolysis. Lineage: Eukaryota; Metazoa; Arthropoda; Insecta; Diptera; Tephritidae. The transcript is spliced from 16 exons.